CCAUCAUCCAUCGCCAUCCUUGCCAUCCUCAUCCUCAACUACUCGACUUGAUUGAUUUACCCUACUCGAAACACACCUGAAGACAUGCCCGCUCAAGGAAAGAACCGUAUCAUCCUCGGUCUGAUGACCUUUGGUCCGGAUCAUGAUACCGGAGCCCGAAUCACCGACUUGGAACAGUACAAAUCAUGCCUCGACGUCUUCCAGAAGGCGGGUUACGACGAGGUCGAUACCGCCCGGGUCUACGUCGGAGGGAAACAGGAAGGUUUCACCGCCCAGGCCGGGUGGAAGGAGCGGGGGUUGACCAUCGCUACCAAGUGGUACCCCAACGAUCUGGGAGCGCACAAGCCAGAGACAUUGAAGGCCAAAGUGGAAGAGUCUUUGAAGGCGCUCGAGACGGACAGCGUGGACAUUUUCUACUUGCACGCCGCCGAUCGAGGUACCCCUUUCCAAGAGACCUUGAAGGCCAUUGACGAGAUGCACAAGCAGGGCAAGUUCAAGACGUUUGCCAUCUCCAACUUUACAUCCGCCGAGGUCGCAGAGGUAUGCUUGACUUGCAAGUAUAACGGUUGGGUGCGACCGACCUUGUACCAAGGAAUGUACAAUGCGAUCACCAGGAUGGCGGAAUCCGAAUUGAUCCCCACGUUGAGGAGGUUCGGAUUGGAUUACGUUGUCUACAACCCGAUCGCCGGAGGUGUGUUGAGCGGCAAGAUCAAGUCGGGCGAGGUCCCCAAGGAGGGCAGAUUCUCCGACACUGCCAAGAGCGGUGCGAUGUACAGACAACGAUACUUCAAGGACGCCACUUUCGAUGCGCUCAAGAUUAUCGAACCCGUCGUCGAAAAGCACAACCUCACGCUCAUCGAGGUCGCCUUCCGCUGGCUCGUGCACCACUCGCAGCUCAAGCUCGCCAACAAGGGUGGCAACGAUGGAAUCCUCAUCGGUGUUUCCAGCCAGGAGCAGUUGGAGAACAACCUCGAACACUUGGAAAAGGGACCUCUGCCAGAGGAGGUGUGUAAGGCUCUGGACGAGGCGUGGAAGGUCAUCGGGGGGACCGCGCCGAAUUAUUAUCACUUGAAGAAUGAGUAUGCGUAUGAUACGAUCGAGGCUUUGUACGGGGAGGGUGCGCUGUAGACGACAACAGUAGUGAUUGAAUCAAAGAUUGUAUCGACUCAAAAGGCUAGCAAGGAAGACAAAAGCAAUAUGAACGUGG
Messenger RNA from Filobasidium floriforme, 1207 nucleotides. Its product is annotated as aflatoxin B1-aldehyde reductase. Gene Ontology annotation, molecular function: oxidoreductase activity. Lineage: Eukaryota; Fungi; Basidiomycota; Tremellomycetes; Filobasidiales; Filobasidiaceae. The record is from RefSeq and is a predicted model, not a curated record. The coding region runs from base 85 to 1128 and encodes 347 amino acids. The transcript has 7 exons.